Messenger RNA from Pteronotus mesoamericanus, 543 nucleotides. It is a transcript of the gene NCR3, whose product is annotated as natural cytotoxicity triggering receptor 3. Gene Ontology annotation, biological process: positive regulation of natural killer cell mediated cytotoxicity; immune response-activating cell surface receptor signaling pathway; natural killer cell activation. The transcript has 4 exons. The record is from RefSeq and is a predicted model, not a curated record. Lineage: Eukaryota; Metazoa; Chordata; Mammalia; Chiroptera; Mormoopidae. The coding region runs from base 1 to 543 and encodes 180 amino acids.
AUGGACUGGAUGCUGUUGCUCAUCUUUAUCACGGUCCAUCCAGAAUCCUGUGCUCUCUGGGUGUCCCAGCCCCCUGAGAUUCGUACCCAGGAGGGUACCGCUGCCCUUCUGCCCUGCUCCUUCAAUGCCAGCCAAGAGAGACUGGCCAUUGGCUCCGUCACGUGGUACCGGGAUAAGGUGGCCCCAGGGAAGGAGGUGAGGAACGGGACUCCCGAGUUCAGGGGCCGCCUGGCCCCUCUUGCCUCUUCCCGCUUCCUCUCUGACCACCAGGCUGAGCUGCACAUCUGGGACACCCGAGGCAGUGAUGCUGGAGUCUACGUGUGCAGGGUGGAGGUGCUGGGCCUGGGUGUCGGGACAGGGAAUGGGACUCUGCUGGUGGUGGAGAAAGGAUCUCCUGGGCUAGGGGCCCUUGCAGUCCUCCUCCUCCGGGCUGGAUUCUAUGUCUUCAGCUUCCUCUCUGUGGCCAUGGGCAGCACCAUCUAUUAUCAAGGCAAAUGCCACUGUCACAUGAGGACACACUGCCACAGCUUGGACAGCCUCUGA